Molecule: messenger RNA, 3046 nt
Organism: Suricata suricatta (meerkat)
Lineage: Eukaryota; Metazoa; Chordata; Mammalia; Carnivora; Herpestidae
Gene: DAZL
Product: deleted in azoospermia like
Exons: 11
Coding region: 205-1104 (299 amino acids)
Molecular function (GO): protein binding; mRNA 3'-UTR binding
Source: RefSeq, a predicted model, not a curated record
CCUCGCCAGUCAGCCCUUGGCGCUCCUCUCAGUCGCCACUCGCCUUUCAUUCUCCUCAGUCUUCUGACUUUUAUCCCUUUGCCUAGUCGAAGCCAGGCAGCGGCAAGAGCAGAGCGAACACCAGCUCUACAAGUGGUGCUAGAAGCGCAGCCUCCGCUCCUUCUCAAGCUCCCCUUUCGGUGGGAACUGCUAGCUGCCGCCAUCAUGUCAGCUGCAAAUCCUGAGACUCCAAACUCCACCAUCUCCAGAGAGGCCAGCACCCAGUCCUCAUCACCUACAACCAGCCAAGGCUAUGUUUUACCAGAAGGCAAAAUCAUGCCAAACACCGUUUUUGUUGGUGGAAUUGAUGUUAGGAUGGAUGAAACCGAAAUUAGAAGUUUCUUUGCUAGAUACGGUUCAGUAAAAGAAGUGAAAAUAAUCACAGAUCGAACUGGUGUGUCCAAAGGCUAUGGAUUUGUUUCAUUUUAUAAUGAUGUGGAUGUGCAGAAGAUAGUAGAAUCACCGAUAAAUUUCCAUGGUAAAAAGCUGAAACUGGGACCUGCAAUCAGGAAACAGAAUUUAUGUUCUUACCAUGUGCAGCCACGUCCUUUGGUUUUUAAUCCUCCUCCUCCUCCACCACCACCACCACAGUUUCAGAGUGUCUGGAGCAAUCCAAACACUGAAACUUACAUGCAGCCUCCGACCAUGGUGAAUCCUAUAACUCAGUAUGUGCAGGCAUAUCCUCCUUAUCCUAGUUCACCAGUUCAGGUUAUCACUGGAUAUCAGCUGCCUGUAUAUAAUUAUCAGAUGGCACCACAGUGGCCUGCUGGGGAGCAAAGGAGUUUUGUUAUACCCCCGGCUUAUACCACUAUUAACUACCACUGUAAUGAAGUUGAUACAGGAGCUGAAGUUUUGCAGAGUGAAUGUUCAGCUCACGAAGUUACUCCAUCUUCUGGAAAUGGCCCACAAAAGAAAUCUGUGGACAGAAGCAUACAGACUAUGGUAUCUUGUCUAUUUAAUCCGGAGAACAGACUGAGAAACUCUGUUGUUACUCAAGAUGACUACUUCAAGGAUAAAAGAGUGCAUCACUUUAGAAGAAGUCGGGCAGUGCUUAAAUCUGUUUGAUUCCUUCUGCUAACUUUCUAGUCUCAUGAGAAGUUGCUGGUUUUGAAUAUUAAGAGGAGACUGAAAGUUUUUCACUAUUAGAGAAAUUUAAUUCUGAAUUUUUCUAAAUCACACUUAGACAUUCUUAAACAAGUUGUGUUAGAUUGCCUAGCUUUAUUUUACAUUGAAAUUCUUCUUCGUUAGAUGUUUAUUUAGAAACUAGUUCUGUAUUCAAUAUAUAGUUGAAAGUAAAAACUAAUUGAGACUUUCAAAAGAAAUAACUUUAAGAUUUAUCUGUUAGGAUAUUUUUGGUUGAAACUGACAUUUUAAGAGUUUAAAAGCAGUUGCUGAUUUUCAGGAAAUUGUUUUGGAAAACCUAUUCUGAAAGGUCAGAAUUUUGAUAGUUUGAUACAAGCAUUUCACUUCUCCAACAACUACCUGCGAAUAGUACAAUAUUUAUACAAUAUUGUUCUUUACAUUUAUGAUUUGUCUAGAAAUUUACCACAAAAGCAGAGUGUUUAAAACUGCAUUUUUAAUCAGUGGAACUCAAAAUAUAGUUAGCUUUGUUGAAGUCUUUGUCUAAACCCAGUAAAACAGAUUCUAAACAAACAGUCCAAUCAGUGGGUCUUGUGUCUAUUAGUUCAAAAUACUUACUGUAACUAGAAUCCCCACAGAUAUCCUAUUCUAUUGGGAUGGUAAUUAGGAUAACUAAAAUUCUGGGCCUAAUUUUUUUAAAGAGUCCAAAACAAACUAAACUUUACUCAGUAUAUAAACUUCUCAGUGAGUUACCAUUCUCCUUUUUUCUUUUUUUUUUCCCUUGAAAUGCUAAGCUCAAUGGCUACAUUUUAAAUUGUGCAAAAUACUGAUAUUAAAGAAUGCUGAAACUUUUUUAUGUCACUUAAAGGUUAAUCAGAGUAUCUGAAAGAAAUUGUUUUUAUAAAAACAUUUAAGUAUUAGUUGUUGAAGAGCAAACACACUUUUAUUUUUGCUUGUUAGCCUAUUUCUCUUUUUAAAAGUAAAAUAUGCUUAGAAGAGUCCUUUGACUCUUAGACUCCUUUUGGUGUUUAAAUACUUAAACUUAAGUUGUAAGCAUAGCUCAAGAAUAUAUUAGAGUCAGAGUUAACAAUCCAUAUCUAGAUUAGCUAGUCUCCUUGUUAGAUGUGUAUUUUGACCAUUAGAGCCCCUUUUCUGUCCCCACAGUCUUGAUUUUCCAGUCUGUAGCACCAUUUUUCCAGGAGGUUUGCUUCUAGAACAGGUGAUGUAAAGAAGAGAAGUGGCAGCAAGAGCAGUUUGAGGGCUAACUGAGCCUUAGAAAGGCGGCGGUGGGAUAAAAUCUUUCUAAGGGAAACAUGUGUCCACAUCAUUUGACAUGCCAUAGAAAUGAGUUUAAGGUGGCUUUCUGCCUUUUUUUUUUUUUUUGGGUCCCUUCACUGAAACAUGGAGACUCCAUUUAUUUCUAACUUUUAAGGCAGCAACCAUGGGUUAUAUUACCAGUCCCCAUGGUUGCUUUAUAAUUCCUAAUAUUUUUUACUCUGUAUCAAAGGGAAGAGUCUUCUAAGGAUCCCCAAGAGGGCUUUCUUAAGCCUCAGAAUUUGAAAGUGCCCUGAAAUUUGUCCUUUAAAAAAUUCACUGUGGGGGGAGGGGGGAUGUUAUGCUUUAACAUUCUUAUAUAUAUCAUUCUGUGAAUAAAUUUCCACGUUACUCUAAAUGAUAGCUAAAUUCGAAAGAGCCAAUUCUAAUUAUCCCAAUUUGACCUUAAGAAAAGAUUAUAAACUUUUUAUUUUUCUGCUUUUUUGUUGGACUGAAGUAUUUAAAAGCGUAAGGUAGAAAAAAGAGACAAAGUCCUGAACCUUUCAAAAUGGAGAAUUAAUUUUUUUUAAAAAGUGUUUUAUUACCUAUUGUUGAUACUGUCUUUGUAUAAAUGAAUAAAUAGAAAUAAAGACACUUUGUUUUUCCAAGUGCA